This is a messenger RNA of Ichthyophthirius multifiliis, 1650 nucleotides long. RefSeq names its product polo, putative. Gene Ontology annotation, cellular component: cytoplasm; spindle pole; nucleus. Gene Ontology annotation, molecular function: ATP binding; protein kinase activity. The record is from RefSeq and is a predicted model, not a curated record. Gene Ontology annotation, biological process: mitotic cell cycle; protein phosphorylation; regulation of cytokinesis. The transcript is spliced from 6 exons. NCBI's taxonomy places the organism in Eukaryota, Ciliophora, Oligohymenophorea, Hymenostomatida.
AUGUUUUCUUAAGAAGAAUAAAAAAAUAAAAUAAUCCAUCAAAAGAUAUUAAAUAAAGGAUAAUAAUAAAUAUAAAAUUCAUAUAGAAUAUUACAAAAACUUGGUAAAGGUGGAUUUGCGAAAGUUUAUUUAGCAGAAGAUAUAUAAAAUGGUGAAAAAUAUGCAAUAAAAGUAAUAGAUAAAAGUUCUAUAAAAAAGGAAUCUUUUAAAGAAAAACUGAAAUAAGAAAUUAAAUUUUAAUCGAGUUUAAAUCAUUAAAAUGUAGUCAAAUAUUAUAAUUCUUUUGAAGAUUAGCAUAAUGUUUAUAUUGUACUUGAAUACUGUAGCAACUAAACUUUCAAAUAAUUAAUGGAAAGAAGAAAUAAACUUACAGAAAUAGAAGUAAAAAGCCAUUUAAUAUAAAUUAUUAACUCUUUAAAAUAUAUUCAUUCUUAAGGAAUUAUACAUAGAGACUUAAAAAUAGAAAAUAUUUUUCUUAAUGAUAAAAUGGUUGCUAAAAUAGCUGAUUUCGGUUUAAGUGGAAAAAUAAUAUCUUCAUUUCAUAAAAGAAAAACUAUUUGUGGAACACCUAAUUAUAUUGCUCCUGAAGUUUUAAAAAAUGUAGGGCAUAAUUAUUUAGUAGAUAAUUGGGCUGUGGGUAUCAUAGCGUAUACAUUUUUAAUAGGAACACCUCCUUUUGAAGAAAAAGAAGUAGAAAACACAUUAUCAAACGUAAAAGCAGGCCGUUAUUAAAUUCCAGUAAAAAUAAAUAAUAAAAUAUUAGAAAAAUUGUAUUAAAAUAUAAAGGAUAACAUAAAUAUAUCAAAAUAAGCCUAAAAUUUUAUCUAAAAAAUACUUGUUUAAACUCCUGAAAACAGACUUUCUUUAGAUGAAAUGUUAUAACAUGAAUUUUUGAAAAACGGGGAAUUUACUAUACCUAAAGUUUUACCAGAAAGCACUUUAACAGAAGUUCCUUCUUAAAAUUAUCUACAAAAAUUAAGGAAUUAUAGUUUUUUUGAUUAAAAAUAAUAAUAGAAUGAAAAUAAUAUAUAUAUAAAAAAUAAAAUAGAAAUGAACUAUUAAAGUUUAAAAAUGUUAACAAAAGUAAAUUAAUAAUUAAAUUAAAAUCUUUACUAAAACAAUAGUUCGGCUAAAAGUGUAAAAUAAUAAAGCCUGAGCUUGUUGAAAAAAAAUCAUACUUUUCAUGAUACAGAUUAAUUAUUACAUAAUACUUAGAAAAAUGAAAAUAAUAAUAUAUAGAUUAUUGAUAAUUCUUUUAUAUAUUUACAAGAUUAUGUGUUUUGUGAUAAUAAAUAAGGAUUAGGGUAUUUACUUAAUAAUGGAAAUUUAGGAUUUGUUUUAAAUGAUGGGAAUGUUUUUUAUAUUUCUAAUAAGUAAAUCAAUAUAUUAAAGUAAAAAAUUUUAUUGUAGUUUUUUUUUAUAUUAGUUAAUUUUAUCAUAUUUAAAAUAUUAAUAAUAUGUUUGUUAAUAAGUAAUAUGAUUUUAAUAAUAUUCCUUAAAAUAUUUAAAAUAUUUUUAAAUAAAUUCUAUCUAUUUAGAAACAUUUUUUAAAUAAACAUUAAAACUUAAAUGUAAAAUAAAAUAUAAAAUAAAUGCAUAUAUUAUACAACUUAUAUAAUAAAAAAAGAAUCAAAAUAUUAAAUAUAUUGA